This is a messenger RNA of Pipra filicauda (Wire-tailed manakin), 1301 nucleotides long. It is a transcript of the gene NT5C, whose product is annotated as 5', 3'-nucleotidase, cytosolic. Bases 186 to 1055 code for a protein of 289 amino acids. NCBI's taxonomy places the organism in Eukaryota, Metazoa, Chordata, Aves, Passeriformes, Pipridae. Gene Ontology annotation, molecular function: 5'-nucleotidase activity. The record is from RefSeq and is a predicted model, not a curated record. The transcript is spliced from 5 exons. Gene Ontology annotation, biological process: pyrimidine deoxyribonucleotide catabolic process.
UUUACUCUGACGUGCUCCUCUCCUGCAUGGGGGGGAGAGGAUUCUUAUCCCUCGUGUCCCCUGGGCUGCAGGACCGGCUGCAGGUAGAGCAUGGGAAGUAAUCGAAUUAUAUUUCCUUGGCAAUCCCCAAACCCAGUGGAACUUAAUUAGUGCUCCUUUAUGGUUGCUGAGGCUUUGGCCAAGCCAUGCUGCUGCUGUCCCACCGCCCUUCUCCCCCUCGUGCUGCGAAUGUGCCCACUGCGGGAUCCCGAAGGGUUUUGGGGGGUGCUAUUCGCUUUUCCUCGGUUCCCGGCGGAUCCCACCGCUGUUCCCACGCGGGGCUGCCCCGAGGAGCCCCGCCCACCUCAUGCAUAUUCAUGUCGCAUCAUGCAUAUUCAUGUCCCUCCCACGUGUGCCGGAGCCGGGGGCGCUGCCGCCCGCAUCGCCCGCGUGUGCCGGGAACCGGGAUCGGGAUGGGCAGCGCGGCCGGGCCGCUGCGGGUGCUGGUGGACAUGGACGGAGUCCUGGCCGACUUCGAGGGCGCGGUGCUGCGGGAAUUCCGCGCCCGCUUCCCGGCGGAGCCGCGCGUGGAGCUGGCGGAGCGCAGGGGCUUCUCGGUGCGGGAGCAGUACCGCAGCCUGCGGGAGGACCUGGAGGCCAAGGUAGCCAGUGUCUAUGAGUCGCCUGGCUUCUUCCUGAGGUUGGAUCCAAUUCCAGGAGGCCUUGAAGCUAUGAAGGAGAUGAUCCACAUGCAGGACACCCAGGUGUUCAUUUGCACGAGUCCCCUCCGGAAAUACGAGCACUGCAUCGUGGAAAAGUAUAAGUGGGUAGAGAAACAUUUGGGGCCCGAGUUUGUGGAGAGGAUUAUUCUGACCCGAGAUAAGACCGUCGUAGCUGCUGACCUGCUGUUCGACGACAAGGACACCAUCCAAGGUGCAGAACCGAACCCGAGCUGGGAGCACAUCCUGUUCACCUGCUGCCACAACAGGCACGUCCAGCUGCCGGCCCCGCGCCGGCGCCUGCUCUCCUGGGCGGACAAUUGGAAGGCCAUCCUGGAAAGCAAGCGCAGGCAGUAGUGCAGGAAGGGGAUGCUGUGCCCUUCCCAAUGCCAGGGAAACCCGUUCCCAGGAGCCAGUGAGCACCAUCACCUCGGGGUCAGUUAUAAUAACGAAUGAGCUGCCACUGCCAGACUUGGUACAGAGCUGACUCUCUCCACGUUUCUGGAAGAUUCCUCUGCACUCAGUUAACCUCUGUAGCAUUUUGGAUGUUUGCUGUUUGGAGAAGAGAAACUAUAAAACACAAGCAGCUGUGGGUUGGUUGGA